AUGGAAAGCGUUCAAGUCAUAACGCAAGAUUUUAUAAAUGUGCAUAUUACAAAAUCGGAAAAUGAAGGUGCCGCAUCGAUUGAGCGUAGAUUUAACAAAUCCAUCACUGUGUUGGAAUUUAAGACAAAAUUAGAACUGGUCACGGGAGGAUCAGCAGGCACUAUGAAAUUGAAAGUUUAUGACAAUAAAAACAAUUUUAUUUGUGAUGUGGACGAUGAUGCAGCAUUACUUGGUUCUUAUCCCAUUGAUGAUGGAAUGAGGAUUCAUGUUAUUGAUAAGUUUGCUCUUAUCAAAGACUUUGAUGAAUCUGACAGUGCAGAAAGGUUUAAGCUUUCUGAGGAAGAGUAUGAAAAAAAGAGUGAUACAUUGAGAUCAUUCCUUCAGAGAAAUAAGCUGGGAAAAUAUAAUGAAGAGGAAAUGCAGAAGAUGAAGGAACAACAGCAAAAGGAACUGGAAGAUGAAGCCAAGUUGGCAGAGGCAGUUCUAGUCGGUGCUAGGUGUGAAGUCCGUGUGCCAUCACAACCCACCCGAAGAGCCACAGUGAGGUACAAUGGACCACUAGAAGGAGCUAAGGGCUUGUGGAUUGGUGUGCAAUAUGAUGAGCCUAGAGGGAAAAACGAUGGAUCAGUUAGUGGCAAAAGAUACUUCACGUGUCCACCAAAGUAUGGAGGUUUUGUAAAACCAGUUUAUGUCACUGUUGGAAACUUCCCAGAAGAAUCCUUUGAUUUAGAGGACGAGAUAUGA
Molecule: messenger RNA, 744 nt
Organism: Leptosia nina
Lineage: Eukaryota; Metazoa; Arthropoda; Insecta; Lepidoptera; Pieridae
Source: the annotation of a GenBank genome assembly